Molecule: messenger RNA, 2777 nt
Organism: Nicotiana attenuata
Lineage: Eukaryota; Viridiplantae; Streptophyta; Magnoliopsida; Solanales; Solanaceae
Product: pentatricopeptide repeat-containing protein At3g22690
Exons: 1
Coding region: 147-2660 (837 amino acids)
Biological process (GO): RNA modification
Molecular function (GO): zinc ion binding; RNA binding; protein binding
Source: RefSeq, a predicted model, not a curated record
AGAAACCGUACGAUUCUGCUUUCAGGUAAAAUAUUCCGCGCUACAUCUGUGACUUCGGGAAAAUGGUGAAGUUGUAGUUCUCAUCAGAUUCAAGCAUGGAGUCAGUUGGGUGUAGUUGAAAACUGGAAGUAACACCUCAAACAACAAUGACGGCAACCGUAAAUCUAUCUCUAUCUCCUCUUCUCUCCACUCCCCAACAACCUCAAUCAAAUCGAAGUACAACAACCGACCUAAUCAAAUCAUGCAAAAACCUUAACGAAAUCAAACAGCUGCAUGCCCGUUUCACUAAACAAGGGUUCAAUCAAGACCCUGGUUUUCUUGGUAAACUCAUUGCUAAAUGCUCCGAAAUAGGCUCAUACGAUAGCUUAAAAUAUGCACAAACAGCUUUUGACAAUUUCUGUUAUAGUGAAGAAGGUUUAAAUAAUACUUACAAGUUUAAUUCUUUAAUAAAAGGGUAUUCUUUAGCUGGUUUGUUUUCUGAUGCUGUGUUGAUUUAUGCAAGAAUGGUUCUUGAAAAUGUGGAGCCUGAUGGUUACACUUUUCCUUUGGUUUUGAGUGCUUGUGCCAAGGAUGGAAGGUUUUUUGAGGGAAGCGAAAUUCAGGGUUUGGCUUUAAAAUGGGGCUUUGGUGAUGAUGUGUAUGUGUUGAAUUCUCUGAUACAUUUGUAUAGUGAAUGUGGGGAGGUUGAUAAAGCGAGGAAAGUGUUCGAUAAAAUGCCUGACAGAAAUUUGGUGUCUUGGACUUGUUUGAUUUGCGGGUACGCGAGGAGGGAGAAGGCUGAAGAGGCGGUUCGUUUGUUUUUUGAGAUGGUAGAGGAGGAGGGUAUUAUGCCGAAUUCUGUGACGAUGGUUUGUGUGAUUUCGGCUUGUGGGAAGUUGGGGGGUUUGGGAUUGGCGGAAAGGGUGUGUGGUUAUAUUGGAAAGGCUGGAUUAAAGGUCAAUACUGUUAUGGUAAAUGCUCUUGUAGAUAUGUAUAUGAAAUGUGGAUCCGUGGUUAAGGCGAAAAGGCUUUUUGAGGAAUGUGUUGAUCGUAAUUUGGUACUUUAUAAUACGAUUUUAUCAAACUAUGUACGCCAUGGGAUGGUAACCGAAGCACUUGAUGUCUUGGGUGAAAUGCUUUCUUGUGGAGGACCUCGUCCGGAUAGAGUAACUUUGUUGUCUGCUAUAUCAGCCUCGACAGAGAUGGCUGAUGUUUUCUUAGGAAAGCAGUGUCACGCUUAUAUUUUGAGGAAUGGGUUAGAGAAUUGGGAUUCUAUUGGUAAUGCCAUCAUCGAUAUGUACAUGAAGUGUGGGUGUCAAGAAUGGGCUUGCAGAGUUUUUCACCGGAUGUCAAACAAGACAGUGGUAUCAUGGAAUUCACUAAUUGCAGGCUUUCUGAGAAAUGGUGAUGUGGAGGCAGCUUGCAGAACCUUUAAUGAGAUGCCGGAGAAUGAUAUUGUGUCAUGGAACACCAUCAUUGGUGGUUUGGUACAACAGAGCAUGUUUGAAGAUGCAAUUCAUUUAUUUCGUGUGAUGCAGAAUGAGGGGAUUAAAGCAGAUAGGGUGACAAUGGUCAGUGUUGCAUCUGCGUGUGGAUACUUAGGUGCUAAUGAUAUUGCUAAGUGGAUAUAUAAUUACAUUGAGAAAUACGAAAUUCAUCUAGAUAUGCAGCUAAGUACUGCGCUUAUUGACAUGUUUGCUAGGUGUGGCGAUCCUCCAAGUGCAAUGAAACUGUUCAAUAAAAUGAAGGAGAGGGAUGUCUCUGCCUGGACUGCAGCGAUAGGGGCUAUGGCUAUGGAAGGAAAUGGUAAGCGGGCAGUCGAACUAUUCUAUGAGAUGCUCCGGGAAGGGGUAGAACCUGACAAAGUUGUGUUUGUGGCUGUACUAACAGCAUGUAGCCAUGGGGGUUUAGUAGGAGAGGGAAUGGAAAUCUUCAGGACUAUGAAAGAGAUCCGUGGAAUCUCACCACAGAUAGUGCAUUAUGGGUGCAUUGUUGAUAUGCUUGGUCGCGCUGGUUUAUUGAAAGAAGCUAUUGAUAUUAUAAAAAAUAUGCCAAUGAAGCCAAAUGAUGCAGUUUGGGGAGCUUUUCUAGCUGCUUGUAAAAUGCAUAAAAACGACGGGAUGGCAACUUAUGCAGCUGACAUGAUCUCUGAAUCAUCCCCAGAUAAAGCUGGAAUCCAUGUGCUUCUAUCAAAUAUUUAUGCUUCGGGAGGGAAGUGGACUGAUGUUGCCAAGGUAAGGAUGUCUAUGAAGGAAAGAGGGAUAAAGAAGAACCCCGGAUCAAGCUCAAUUGAGGUGAAUGGAACCGUUCACGAGUUUACUUCAGGUGAUGAAUCUCACCCAGAGCAGACCAGUAUUUGUCUAAUGCUAGAAGAAAUGAAGUGCAGGGUUAGAGAGGCAGGUCAUGUCCCUGAUCUAACAAAUGUUAUGAUAGAUGUUGAUGAGCAAGAGAAAGAAUUCUUGCUUUAUCGACAUAGUGAGAAAAUAGCCAUGGCAUUUGGACUUAUCUCUACAUCUCAGGGACAUCCCAUUCGGAUUGUGAAAAACCUUCGAAUGUGCUCUGAUUGCCACUCAUUUGCAAAACUGGUGUCAAAAGUAUAUGAACGGCAUAUUAUUGUCAGAGAUAACAACCGUUUCCAUUUUUUCCAGAGAGGGUUGUGCUCUUGUGGUGAUUAUUGGUAGCUGCAUUGUUGUAUAUGAUUGUAUGAUAGUACAUAGUAUUGGUACUUUCUCAAAUUUAAUUGUGUAACUUCAUCAAAUGCUGUGAUUAUAAAUUCCAUUUAUCUGGUCUAAUAAAUA